AUGCACAUCCAAUCUUUCUUGCAAUGUCAGGACAUCAAGUGGAUGUUGGGUCAAGCUGGUGCUAAGAACUUGUACAUCAUUGCUGUCUUUGGCAUCGGGGGAAGAUUGAAUCGUCUGCCUGCAGCUGGCAGUGGGGACAUCGUUGUAGCCACUGUGAAAAAGGGAAAACCAGAACUGAGGAAGAAAGUGUUGCAAGCUGUGGUGAUUCGACAGAGGAAGCCUUUCAGAAGGAAGGAUGGACUCUUCAUCUAUUUUGAAGACAAUGCUGGUGUGAUUGUUAAUAACAAGGGGGAAAUGAAAGAAGUGAUCCACAUUUCCCUCAUCCUUUAUGUGGAUCAGCCCAAGCUCUUUGUAGAUGAUUUCCAAAGUACUUCUGAAGAUGAUGGAAACUGGUCUGUAACCUAG
Darwinula stevensoni is the source of this 405-nucleotide messenger RNA. The record is from the annotation of a GenBank genome assembly. NCBI's taxonomy places the organism in Eukaryota, Metazoa, Arthropoda, Ostracoda, Podocopida, Darwinulidae.